AUGCAAGAUGGUACAAAAAAGAAAUACAUUUUUCUUAUCACUAGAUGUAUAGCUGGAUUACUUACUUCAUGUGCGUGGCUUUUGAUUCAAUGCAUUUACUUGAGAUUUAUUGCUCCAACUUCUGGAAAUUUUCCGUAUUAUGUGUUGGCGUUGGCUUUGUAUAUUGGAAGUACUUAUGUGCUACUGGGUUCUUAUGUUGGAAUGGCUGCGAUACUGUACCUGGGAGUAUUGAACCCUAUUGCUUUCAAUCAAUAUCUCAAAUUACGAACAGUUUAUAUUGCAGUUUGUGUGAUUUUUCUGACCGCAAUCGUUCUAUCAAUCCCUCUUGCCACUCUCCAGGCAGCAAUUGCUAUUCCAACAGCUUCUGUUAAAUGCACUGACAAAUCAUUGAUCCUUGUAAGCGGAUCUCUUCUCAUCACUAUUAUCUCCUCGUCUUUUGUUCUGAUCUCAUUGAAACGUCAUCGGAAACAAUUCAAAAAAUUGGAUACCGUAUCCAAUACAUCCCUGAAUUCAGCACUACGUCUACUAUCCUGGACACUAUUCGCCGAGAUUUUAAUUUCAGUUGCAGAGAUUAUCCCUUUUGUAUUCAUGGAAUACAAAAAACAUCAAAGAUCAACAAGUGGAUGCUAUUGGUUCAAUCAUGCCAGUAGAGUGGUCAGUGAGGCUUCAUUUGCCCUAAUUGAAUCCUCCAUUUGGAGUAUUGCCUUAAUUAUUGACCCACUCACAAACGUUAUUCUGGAUACCACGGUUUCUAAGAAAGCGACAAGUCAGAUUAAAUGGGCUCAAAAAAGUUUCGUUGGAUUGGCGAGAAAUAUGACGGGGAAGUUUUCGAGGAGAAGAAUAACAAAUGGGAAGGAAACGCAAGUCUGUCAAGAAGAGCAAAUUAUUCAACUUGAUACAAUAUCUUCUAUAACAUAA
Messenger RNA from Caenorhabditis briggsae, 918 nucleotides. Bases 1 to 918 code for a protein of 305 amino acids. NCBI's taxonomy places the organism in Eukaryota, Metazoa, Nematoda, Chromadorea, Rhabditida, Rhabditidae. The record is from RefSeq and is a predicted model, not a curated record. The transcript has 6 exons.